This is a messenger RNA of Rotaria sordida, 2985 nucleotides long. NCBI's taxonomy places the organism in Eukaryota, Metazoa, Rotifera, Eurotatoria, Philodinida, Philodinidae. The record is from the annotation of a GenBank genome assembly.
AUGUAUCAUUGGCAAUUAAACGAGAUCAAUCUUGUGGAGCGAUCGGGUAGUUUACAUAUUUAUUAUGCCAAUAAAACCUUCAAACAUUGGAAAAAACGAUGGCUUCAUUUACAAGAUCAACAGUUGACUAUAUAUCAAGAUUCACAUUAUAAACGUCUUGAAAAUAUAAUUAAUAUUAAAAAUUAUCGUGUAUCAAUUACAACUCCAAUUGAUUCAAUAUCACAUAAACGAUAUACUUUUAAAAUCUAUGAUCCAAAUUCAAUAAAUGAAAAACCAAUUUUCUUUUCAGCUGAUAAUAAACAAUUAAUGACACAAUGGAUUAAUGCUUUGCGUCUUUCAGCUUCAAUUGCUAACGAUCUUCUUGUCGAACCUAAUUUUGCUACUGAUUUGCAUCCAAUUGAUACAGACAAUGAAUCAAAUUAUAAUGGUUCGAUUAAUAUUAAUAAUUCAAGAUCACUAUAUAAAUCAUACAAACCAUUAAUGCCUAUUGCAACAACAACAACUUUAAAUGAUCAAAAUCGAUUUCUAAAUUCACAUGAAGAGGAGGAGGAUAUUGAAGAUACUCGUUGGUAUCGUCCACACUCAUCAUCACCAUCUUAUCCAUUGAAUGUUAGUAAUGGUGUUAUUCAUCAACCAUCGUCAACAACAAUGGGUUCAUGGGGCUUUGACGUUAAUCGUUCAACAAACGGACAGAUAUCGUCAUCAUUUACAUCAAACAAUAAUGAUCAUCGUACAAUUACGAGGACGCCAAGACGAUUAGAUGAACCGAUAGAAGAUUUUAACGAACAUCUUGUAAAUAAAUCAUCUCCUCCUCUUCAACGUUUUAAAUUACGUACACCUACAUUGACUAGACAUCGUAACGGAAACGAAUUUACUGUUGUUGAUCGUCUCGUUCUUGGACCAAGUCGUAUUGUACAAUCUGAUUAUUAUCCAUCUGAUGAAUCACCUGGUCAACAAUAUAUGCCACCAACAACUCGAUCUCGACAAUCAUCAACACGAUCAAUAUUACGUCGACGAUCAAAAUCUAUUGGUGAUUUUACAGCACCAACAAUUAAUACAUCGUCUUCUCCUUCUCUUCCUCCUCAUCAUCUUACACCAUCUUAUCAUCAAUAUCAAUACCAUGAACGACCUCGAACAAGUCCAAAUAAUCAUCAUCGAGUAUAUACAGAACAUGAAUUGAUGGCUUGGCAAAAUCGUAUGUUAGAAAGAGAUCAUCGUAUUGGAAAUAGUCUGAUAACUCGUCCACCUUCAUCGAAUACUGGAUGGGUUCAAUCACCGCGAAUGAAUAGUAAACGAGGCGGAUUCAAUACUUCUCAAUCACCAAAUCGUCAAAUGCCUGUAUCAAUUCGACCAAUAUCUGCUAUGUCAAAUAUGAGUGGUAGUCAACGUUUUGAACAUGAUCAUUAUGAACCAAUAAUGAAAUUAUCAAAAGUUAUUAAAAGAUAUAUUGAAUUACUUUAUCAUUUACAAACAUUUUAUGAAAGAAUUACAGAUCAAUUAUAUGGUGGAAAUAUAUUAUUAAGAAACAAUUCAUCAUCACAACAAUCGGUAUUUAUUCAUCAUUGUCGAAAAAUUGCUGAACAAUUACAACGUUCAAAACCAAUAUGGGAUCGAAAAAUUGUUAAUCUUCAACAUUUACUUAAAGAUAUUUCUUCUUAUGAACGGUCAAUAGUAAAAAGUGAGACGACAUUUUUACAACGUCGUCCAACUUUAAUUAAUUUAAUUCAAACAUUAAAUUCACGUAAAGAUCUUAGUGAUACUCAAUUAUCUAUUCUUAAUGAUAUUGAUCGUAUAUUACAUGAAGAUAAAUUAGCUGUUCAACUUCAAGAUGAAUUAUCUACAUUACUUCAACAUCAGUCAUUAUUACAUGAUUUUACAUCAUUACUUCAAUGGAAUCGUCAAAUAUAUUCUUCAAAUGAACAGAAUCGAGUAGAAAAUGUUCUACCAUUAUUACGUGAACAAAUAACUACAACUGAUGGUUAUGUAUCACAUGUUAGCCAACAAUUAACAGAAUUAGUAACAAAUUUACGUUCAUUAGAAAAAUAUAUAUUGUCUUAUAUGAAUACAAUUCCAUUAGUUGAUGAUGGAAUAGUAAUAUCAUCAAAUCGUAAUAAUUGGCGUCCAUAUAAUGAAACUGACAUUGAUACAAUGAAAACAAGAAAUCAAUUUGAACGAACAAAAGAUGAAUAUCAACGUUCAUCACGUUAUCAAUCACGUCCAUUAAGUAUGCAUACACCUACAAAUCAACAGUAUCAUAGAAGUACUAGUCCGAAUUAUCGUAAUCAUAAUUAUGUAAAUGAAAAUCCUGAAUGGCAUCGUCGAAGUCCAAGUCCAAUAAAAACAAGAUCUAUAUCAAUGACUCGUUAUACAGAUUCAUCAGAACCAGUUCGUGGUCCAUCAACAGAUAAUUUUGAUCGUGAUGAAUUACGAACAUCAACAAAGUGGUCAUCAAAUAGAAAUCAUAAUCAUUUAAAUACAAAUAAUAGUAAUAAUAAUACAACAACAACAACACGUAUUGCAACAGUUAAAUCUGUUAGACGUGAAAAUGGAGUUAUACCAAAUAGUAUCCUUAAACCAUAUCCACAUACACGUACAACGAUUGUAACAAAAAAAGAUUUUGAUAUUGAUACAAUUGAUAAAGAGAUAUUUAAACCAGAUAAAGUUGACAUACCUGAUCGAUUAAUUGAUUUUGAUAAUGACGAUCAAAUGUUAACAGCAAAUGAACGUUUAGCAAAAAUGAAGAAAAAAGAAGAAGUACGAAAAAUGCUUUCAAAACAAAGUAUGCCAGAUAUUAAUGAACAUGAUUUUAAUGAUGGGGAUGUUCAUUCAUCUUAUAAUCAACGACGACUAGAAAAAGAACGUGAAAAAGCUCUUAAUUUACAAUCAGCACUUGCUGAAGAAGCAAAAGAAAAAAGUCGUCAAGUUGCAGCAAAACAUUAUUUAAAUAAAUCAUAUCAACAACAAACAUCUCGUCGAAAUUCAUAG